This is a messenger RNA of Bipolaris maydis ATCC 48331, 3527 nucleotides long. Its product is annotated as P-loop containing nucleoside triphosphate hydrolase protein. Gene Ontology annotation, molecular function: ATP binding; ATP hydrolysis activity. The record is from RefSeq and is a predicted model, not a curated record. NCBI's taxonomy places the organism in Eukaryota, Fungi, Ascomycota, Dothideomycetes, Pleosporales, Pleosporaceae.
AUGGCUCCUGCUAUCGUCGUCGACAAGGCUGGCGCCAGCCCAGCUCCCUCGCAGGAAGAUGUCAGCGCCUUCGUCGACAGCAUCGUCACGGCAAAGACGUCGCACGCUUCGGUCGAUGCCGCCUACGCCCUCACCACCCUCCUCCAGAACUCAGUUGGCUUCCGCGGCCUUCGUGGUUAUGGCAUAAUCGACGACAUCAAGAAACACGCCGGCAACAAGAAGGAUGCCGUGCGAAGAGAGGGCGCCAUGAACGCCCUCGGCGCCCUUUUUGAGCGCCUCCCGCGCACGCAGCGCAUCACAGAGGCCAUCUUUCUUGUUCAGGAAGAGGGUCUGGUACCCCUGGCGCUCGACCUGAUGGCAGACAAGACUGGCGCCGUCAAGGAGUCGGCCAAGUAUGCGCUCGACUCGCUCUUUGACAACCUGAGCGCUGAGGCCAAGGUCGUCGGCCUACUCCCUGUGCUCUCAAAAUACCUAGGCAAGAAGUCUGGAAAGUGGCAAGGUGCUGCUUUCGCAUAUGAGCUCAUCGGACGCAUGGCUGACAAGGCCAAGAUGGGCAUGGAGAGCUUUGAGAUAGAGAAGGAAAAAGACGUUCUGCGUGAGGCCAUGGGCAAGAAGCUCGAGGGCCUCAUCCCCAUCGUCGAGUCUGGAAUGCACGACCUCAAGGCAGAGGUUGCAAAACAAGCAGUCAAGACUAUGAACAGUCUCACCACCCUCCUCCAGAACGACGACAUCGCACCCCGGAUACCCCUCCUUGUCAAGGCUAUCGAAGAUCCCUCGACCCAGAGUCUGCAAAAGGCCAUCCAUGCCCUCUCGCAAACGACCUUUGUCGCCGUCGUCACGUCCCCCGUGUUGGCCAUGGUCACUCCUCUGCUUGAGCGCUCCUUGAACAUGCCCUCGACCUCCCAGGAAGUCACUCGCCAGACAGUUGUCGUUGUCGAAAACUUGACCAAGCUCGUUCACGACCCUAUCGAGGCACGCACUUUCCUUCCCAAGCUUCGCCCCGGUGUGCAAGCUGUCAAGGACCGCGCAUCCUUGCCCGAAGUCCGUGAAAUUGGACAGCGUGCAUUAGAUGUCAUCGAGAAGGCCAUGGGCGACCCUGCACACAGCACUGAGAGCGGUGCCAUUGCCCGCGUCCUGUCGUCAGAUGUUCAGCAGGUUCUGGACAAGGAGAUUGCUGCCGCUGGCACUAUGCUCAACUUCCCCGGUGACGCCGAGACCUGGAACGUCACAAAGGCCUACAUCUCUGAGAUGAUUGCCGAGGUCGUGAACCAGAGAGAGCUCCAGCGCAUCCCCAAGCUCGUCGCACCCUACCUGGAGCCCCUGGUGAACGCUGGCGAUGCCGACAAGGUCGCAGAGGCUGUCCACAAAUUUUAUGUUGACGAGGACCACCGCAAAUUCGGCCAACCCGUCAAAGAGGAUGACGGAGAGACCGAGAUCGUCAAUGCCGUCUUCUCUCUGGGUUAUGGUGGUAUGUUGCUUCUUUCGCACACCAACCUGCGUCUGCUCAAGGGCCACCGUUAUGGUCUUUGCGGUCGCAACGGUGCUGGAAAGUCUACGCUCAUGCGAAGUAUCGCAAGCGGCAAGUUGGAAGGUUUCCCAUCUCAGGAUGAAGUCAAGACCUGCUUUGUUGAGCACAACCAGGGCGAAGAUGCCGAUCUUUCUAUUCUGGAAUACAUUGUCCGCGACCCCCGCUUCGCGAACGAGAGCAGGGAGCGCAUCUCUGAAGUCCUGGAAGAAGUCGGUUUUACCUCUGGACCUGAAGGCAGACAAUCGCACAAAGUCGGAUCUCUUUCCGGAGGUUGGAAGAUGAAGCUGGCCUUGGCCCGUGCUAUGCUCAUGCGUGCAGACGUUCUUCUUCUUGAUGAGCCUACUAACCACUUGGAUGUCGCCAACGUUGCGUGGCUUGCAAAGUACCUCAAGUCGCACACUGACAUUACCAGUUUGAUCGUCUCCCACGAUUCUGGUUUCCUUGACGAAGUCUGCACAGACAUUUACCACUACGAAAACAAGAAGCUGGUAUGCUACAAGGGUAACCUGGCUGACUUUGUUCGACAAAAGCCCGAGGCCAAGAGCUACUACACCCUGUCGGCUACCCAGGUCCAGUUCAAGUUCCCUCCUCCUGGUAUCCUUACUGGUGUCAAGUCCAACACUCGCUCUAUUCUGCGCAUGACCAACUGCUCGUACACGUAUCCUGGAGCGUCCAAGCCUUCGCUCGUCGAUGCUUCAUGCAACUUGUCUCUGUCAUCUCGGGUGGCUAUUAUUGGUGCCAACGGUGCUGGUAAAUCUACGCUCAUCAAGAUGCUUACUGGAGAGACUAUUCCUCAGGAAGGUACCGUCGAGAAGCACCCUAACUUACGUAUUGGUUACAUCAAGCAACACGCUCUUGAGCACGUCGAGAUGCACUUGGAAAAGACACCCAAUCAGUACCUCCAGUGGCGUUAUGCCAACGGUGAUGACCGUGAGGUGCUCAUGAAGCAGACUCGUGUCCUCACUGCCGAAGACAAGGCUCAGAUGGAGACUCCAAUUGACCUUGGUGACGGUAGGGGCCCCCGCAAGAUCGAGGCGCUUAUUGGUCGUUCCAAGUACAAGAAGACAUUCCAGUACGAAGUCAAGUGGCUCCACAUGCUGCCCAAGUUCAACUCGCACAUCUCCCGUGAGACUUUGAUUGAGAAGGGCUUUACCAAGCUCGUCCAGGAAUUCGAUGACCACGAGUCUUCGCGUGAGGGUCUCGGUUACCGUGUCCUCGAGCCCAAGGUCAUCUCUAAGCACUUUGAGGAUCUUGGCUUGGACCCUGAGAUUGCGAACCACAACGAGAUUUCCGGUCUCUCUGGAGGACAAAAGGUCAAGGUUGUGCUCGCUGGUGCCAUGUGGAACAACCCCCAUCUUCUCGUCCUUGAUGAGCCUACCAACUUCUUGGAUCGUGACUCCCUUGGUGGACUUGCUGUUGCCAUUCGUGAUUACAAGGGUGGUGUCAUCAUGAUUUCUCACAACGAAGAGUUUGUUGGUGCGCUGUGCCCUGAGCAAUGGCAUGUUGCCGAUGGCCGCGUCACCCACAAGGGCCACCUUGCCGUUAACAUGGACCGUUUCGAAGACUCGCGCCCAGGAUCCAGCAACGUUAGCAGUAAUGUGAGCUCCGCAGCUCCAUCUACCAACGGUACUCCUGUCAUGAGUGAAGCCGAGGGUGGCAAGGACGACAUGAAGUUCAGGGCCAGGAAGAAGAAGAAGAUGACCAAGAAGGAACUCAAGGAACGUGAAGUUAGGAGAAGAUUGAGGUACAUUGACUGGCUGAAUAGCCCCAAGGGCACACCCCAACCUCCCAACACGGAUGAUGAGGCCGAAUAGAUGCGUUUAUGACUUUUUUUUUGGUUUUACAACCGCACGAUAUCUUAGACUUUGCAGAACUGCAUGACCUGGCGUUACAUAGAGGUUUGGAGGGAUGAGUGCGUUUAUUUUCACGCCGAGCGAUAGACAAUAGUUUCUUUCGUUUGGUAGACUUGAUACAUGACCAAAAGUAUUCUUUAUCGUUA